Molecule: messenger RNA, 891 nt
Organism: Plasmodium berghei ANKA
Lineage: Eukaryota; Apicomplexa; Aconoidasida; Haemosporida; Plasmodiidae
Product: Plasmodium exported protein (PHIST), unknown function
Exons: 1
Coding region: 1-891 (296 amino acids)
Source: RefSeq, a predicted model, not a curated record
AUGGAUGAUAUUUACAAUAUAUGCAAUGAUGAUGUAAAUAAUAGAGAAUUAAGUAAUUAUACUGUAAGCAAUGAAGGUCUGGAGCACGAUGAGAUAAACAAAAACGAACGAAUAUAUAAUGAGGAUAUGAACUUAUCGUCUGUUAUGAAUUUGAAUAACAAUUCUGGGGAAAUGACGAUGUAUCAUAUAGAUCGUAUUGAAGGCAUGUCAAUGAUUACAUUAGAAGAAGAGUACACACAUUGUGAUAUUUUAACAGAAGAUAAUGAAUUGUCAGAAAAUGGCGAAAUGAAUGAUAACAAUGACGAUGAUAGCGCAGAAUAUUUGAUAGAUUCUAAUGAAAUGGCAAAUAAUGAUACAAUUUCAGAUGACUAUGAUAAUAAUCAUAUAAUAGAUAAUGUCACAGAGUUUGAAAGAGUAUAUGAUAAUAAUAUGAAUAUUUUUAAUUUAUGGAAAAAAUUAAAAGAAAUUUUGUUAUUAUCAUAUGCAAAUAAUAAAAUUAAAUAUAGUGUUGUUAUAGAGAAUAAAUGCAUACAUAUUAUAUAUAGUUAUUUUCGGAAUUUCGAAAGAAAAAAGUAUAUGGAAUUUAGGGAUAAAUUGUGGAAAAUAUGUGAAGCGAUUGUAAAAGAGUAUAAUGUGGAAAAAAAAGUUAUAAUAAAAGAGUGGGACAUGCUUACUACAUGUGUAUUGAGCUAUUUAUUGGAAAGAAAUAGAAACUAUUAUAAUGAUUUAUAUAAUUUAAUGAAAUGCUAUGGAAGAUGUGUAUGUUGUAAAAUAAAGUUUAUUGAGCAUAUAGAGGAUAAAAUAUCAGAAUGGCGUUAUAAUACUAGUGAUUUCAUGUUUAAAAGAUUGGAAAAUGCAUUCGUGACGAAACUAAUGAAAUAUGCAAACUAA